GUCAACGUCAACUUACUUUUUUUUCGAGUUCGAUUUUUCAAGAUUUCAAGGGAGGUCUUUCUUGUUGUUUUUGAAAAUUUGUAUCAAAAAUGUCGAUUUUAGCGAGCCCCUUAUCUGUGGCGGGUCAGAGAACAUCCGGGGCCCCAGUCCGAACCCAAAACGUUAUGGCUGCUGCUGCAAUUGCCAACAUAGUGAAAAGCUCGCUAGGUCCUGUAGGACUGGACAAAAUGUUGGUAGACGAUAUCGGCGAUGUGACAGUCACCAACGAUGGAGCCACCAUCUUGAAACUGUUAGAAGUCGAACAUCCCGCUGCCAGGAUCUUGGUUGAGCUGGCUCAACUUCAAGACGAAGAAGUCGGAGAUGGAACCACAUCUGUUGUUAUUAUCGCUGCUGAAUUACUAAAGAAUGCCGAUGAAUUGGUGAAGCAAAAAAUUCAUCCAACUUCUAUUAUCAGCGGUUACAGGUUGGCUUGUAAAGAAGCCUGCAGAUAUAUUCAAGAUCAUUUAACUAUUCCUGUAGAGGAUUUGGGAAAGGAAUAUAUUAUCAAUGUUGCCAAGACUUCUAUGAGUUCUAAGAUUAUUGGAGCUGAUGCAGAUUUAUUCUCUGCAAUGGUUGUUGAUGCAGCAUAUGCAGUUAAAGUUACAGAUGUUAAAGGUAACCCUCUAUAUCCAAUUAAGGCUGUGAACGUACUUAAAGCCCACGGACGUAGUGCUAGGGAAAGUACCUUAAUCCAAGGCUACGCCCUAAACUGCACAGUAGCUAGCCAGGCAAUGCCCAAAAAAAUUGUUGGAGCCAAAAUCGCAUGUCUCGAUUUUUCUUUGCAAAAAGCUAAAAUGAAGAUGGGAGUCCAAGUACUCAUCAACGACCCUGACAAGCUCGAAGCUGUCCGUGCUCGCGAACUAGACAUAACCAAAGAGAGAAUCCAAAAAGUCUUGUCCACCGGGGUUAAUGUGAUUUUGUGCUCGGGAGGUAUCGAUGAUUUGUGUUUGAAAUAUUUCGUCGAGGCUGGAGCUAUGGGAGUGAGGAGAGUCAAGAGGGUCGACUUGAAGCGUAUCGCUAAAGCUACUGGGGCCACGUUUUUGACUUCUCUGUCAAACAUGGAUGGUGAGGAAUCAUUUGAUGCCAAUAUGGUUGGAGAGGCAGCUGAAGUUUUGCAAGAAAGAAUCUCAGAUGAUGAAUUGAUUAUUAUUAAAAACCCAAAACAACGUACUGCAGCUUCAAUAAUCCUACGUGGACCAAAUGAUUUUUAUUGUGACGAAAUGGAACGUUCCGUACAUGAUGCUCUGAGUGUCGUCAAACGAGUCUUGGAGUCAAAAAGCGUUGUAGUAGGAGGUGGCGCUGUUGAAGCAGCUCUGUCAAUAUACUUGGAAAACUUUGCAACAACUCUCAGCAGCAGAGAACAAUUGGCCAUAGCCGAAUUCGCUAGGACUCUUUUAGUAAUUCCCAAAACUUUAGCUGUAAAUGCUGCUAAAGAUGCCACAGAUUUAGUGGCUAAGCUUAGGGCUUAUCACAAUUCAAGCCAGACUAAGUUGGAACACGCAGAUCUUAAAUUUGUCGGCUUAGAUCUUAUUGAAGGUACAGUAAAAGACAACCGGAAAGCUGGAGUUUUGGAACCCACAGUUUCGAAAAUUAAAUCUUUGAAGUUUGCUACGGAAGCUGCAAUUACUAUUCUGAGGAUAGACGAUAUGAUUAAAUUGGAUGCUCAGGAAAAAGGAGGCAGGAGCUACCAAGAAGCCUAUCAGUCAGGACAACUCUAUGAUUGAUUAUUAAUUUUUUUAGCUUUAGUUUUUUUUUGCCUUGAUCAUUUAACCAUAAUAAUUAACAUAAUGUCUUUAUUAAAAACAGGGUUGAAUAAUUGUCCUGCAGUAUUUAAACAUUUUCUUAAUGCUUAUUUUCUUAUUAAUUUAGGCAUUGCAUUCACGAUUUAUUAAAUUAAUUAUAUACACGUUUUUAAGUAAUUUUGACUUUUGAACAUUCAACCUCGGCAAAUUAGUCUCUAUCUACCCUGAGCAAACC
Molecule: messenger RNA, 2016 nt
Organism: Ceutorhynchus assimilis (cabbage seed weevil)
Lineage: Eukaryota; Metazoa; Arthropoda; Insecta; Coleoptera; Curculionidae
Source: the annotation of a GenBank genome assembly